AUGAGGACUUCUUUAUUUCUGUUGUUUUUACCUUUUACGUUGUGUGAGAAGGUCACAUUAUCUGCGAGGAAUGUUACUGGAGCAAAUCAACCAGAAUAUCCAUUAGGAUUAAUUGAACUAGAUAUCUCCGAUAAUAAUGCAACUACUAUAAUCCAAGGUGACUUUUCUAAUAUUCCAACGGGUCCAUACUGCAUCGGUGCAACGUUCGAAGAAAGUGGGAAGAAUAUCCCAUGUUUCUCAUAUCUGCAACUAGAAAAUCCCUUUCAUUACGAUUUGAUUAUUGAUCUUCAAGGUGAAGAGAUAAGCAAACUUUCCCUCCUACAUAACAUAGAAAAGGAUGGAAUCAAUGCCAUUAUUAGAGAACCAAUAAACGGACCAGUUGCACCAGCCAUUAAACUAAAGAAAAUUACAAAAACAUAUGCUGACAAGAAGGCUAACAAACAAAGUGGUUCAGAGCAAUUUGCUGAAGAAGAUGAAGAGCCUGUAGAAGGAUCUUGGAUACAGAACAAUUGGAAGAUGUUACUUGUCGGGCUACUGGUUUAUAAUUUGGUUGCCAAUAGAUCGACAGGGGGGGAAAAAGAAGAGUGA
Messenger RNA from Naumovozyma dairenensis CBS 421, 588 nucleotides. It is a transcript of the gene EMC10, whose product is annotated as Emc10p. The transcript has a single exon. Lineage: Eukaryota; Fungi; Ascomycota; Saccharomycetes; Saccharomycetales; Saccharomycetaceae. The coding region runs from base 1 to 588 and encodes 195 amino acids. The record is from RefSeq and is a predicted model, not a curated record.